Molecule: messenger RNA, 2292 nt
Organism: Tarenaya hassleriana
Lineage: Eukaryota; Viridiplantae; Streptophyta; Magnoliopsida; Brassicales; Cleomaceae
Product: protein TRM32
Exons: 4
Coding region: 181-2172 (663 amino acids)
Source: RefSeq, a predicted model, not a curated record
UCUUCGUCUUGGUCUUCUAGUUCUAGAUCUUCUCCCUGUUUCAUACAGCUUCUGUUUUUUUUUUUUAUAAAAAAAAAUCUCUUUUCAGUUUUUUUUCCUCUCGUGUUCUUCGGGUUGUACGUAAUUCAACAGUAACCGGUGAUUCAUUAGGACCAGCCUGGUGAUUUUGAAACUUCAGACAUGGGGAAGCGUUUGAAGAACGAGGAAUCGAGCCCUGGAUCAGGGAAAUAUGACCAUAAACAGGGCUGGUUGGCUGGAAUGCUUCAUGUGUUCGACUACCAUCACUGGAGAACUAAGCACUGUCGGAAACACCACCGUCCUGUCUGCUGGGGGACCCCGAGAACACAUUCUUUGGUUCGAGAGUUCGAUGAAAAGCAACGGUUUCUGAAUCCCCCGAUGGACGAUCCGAAGCGGAUUGAGGCUGCAGGGAGGCCUAAUAGGCUUACAAAGUUGAAUAACAAGACAGGUAAAGAUUUACAACAGAAGCAGCAUGUUCAGGACUAUGUGGAUAUCAUCGAGAUCUUGGAGAACAAGGAGAUAUUUGUCAAGAUCCUGAAAAAUCGAGAUUCGGGUCUUGGGAAGCAGUUCCAGAUCAAGCAGAGUCCUAGAAAUUUGACAAAGUCGGGUUCGUUUCCUCUCCCGGGUUCUUCCCGUGCUUCGAGCCUUAGGCCUACUACUACACUUGAGCACAAGAAGAAAGAGCAUUGGCGUGCUCCAAAAGAAGAGAGUUCAGUUCUGACACUGUACGUUCCAAGAUUCGGUGUCAGCAUCAGUCCUAAGGAACAAAACCCAAUCUCUCCUUCUUCUUACUCAUCCGGGAGAUCCGAUGAUCAUGGAUUCAGCCAUGCAGUGAAGAAUGGCUUUAGAGGUGUCAAGAACUGGCUCAAGAGCGUGAUUAAGGACAAGAAAAACAAAAGGAAGCUUCCACCGGCUCGCAGACACGAAAAGGGUGAUGUCGGGAGAGAGGAAUAUCGUCCCGUGAGACGAGCAAUCUCUCUCAAUGAUUCUUUAGAGCGUUACUCUCAGCUAAUGGAGCAGAGUUCCAGAAGAGAAGCUGGGUUGCAUUCUAAGAGCUUGAAGCUUUUGAAUGAAGAGAAUAAGAGCGCUUCAAGAAGCGAUAAACCGAGGUUCUUUAGAAGGAUUUCGUCAUUGUCCAGCCUCGAGUCUCUUGGUUCAUUCCUGACAGAGUUGUCCCACGACAGUACUGCUUCUUCUAAUCCGGAAACUGGGAAAUCCAGCUUUGGAACAAAACGUUCUGCAUCUCAGAAGAACGCGGUACACGAAACGGAAAGUAGUGAUACCAAAGAUUUUCUUGAGAGACCAAUAUCAAGUGAAGAGAGUGCUGAAGCAAUUCCCACAGCAAGUGAAUUCCUUGGCGCAGAAGCAAAAGAAAAUGGGGAAGAGGAAAAAGAAAGAAGCCACGAAGAUCAUAGAGAGGUCAUCCCAGAAAUUCCCGACAGAGAAACAGAGGGACAAGACCCUGAUUCAGUUCCCGGUUCCGGUUCCUCUGAAAAUGCUGCGAGAAAGUCAGAAACUUUGCUUUCAAAAGGUUCAGAUCCAAAUUCCAGUGACUUCCGGACCAAUGCACACGGUUCUUGGCUGGGGUCGCAGAGCAAAUCCAAUUUCCAGAACGAUCAAGAAGAGCUCUUUGCAGAACUCAAGAAUUUCAACCAUGAAGAUGAACAAGAAGAAGAGGAGGAAGACACCUACUUACGCUACGUGAAGAACGUGUUAGAGCUCUCAGGCUUCCUCGAAGGACAAUGGCAUUCAGAGGAUCAACCACUGAACCCAUCACUCCUCUGCAAGCUCGAGCCAUGCACACGUGAAGAAGACGACGAGCUUCUCUUCCAUCUGGUUAACGAGGCGAUCCUCGAGACUCACAACCAAUCACACACAUAUUUCCCUCGAGCCUUUUCCUUCUCACGCCACGUCUAUUCCACGCCAACGGGGAAGCAUCUUCUGGAAAAAGUGUGGGGGAGAGUUCAGUGGAGCCUCUCCGGCAUGCGGGCUGACGACAAGAGAGAUUGCUCUUUGGACGAUCUUGUCGGGAGAGAUCUUGGAAAAGCUGAUGGGUGGAUGAAGGUUCAAGCCGAGGCUGAAUGGUUGGCACUUGAGCUUGAAGAUCUGAUUUUUUAUGAAAUUUUGGAUGAGUUGGUUUGCGUUUGUUCAUAGCUACAUUCAAUCUCAAUGCCAAUUUUUUUUAAUAUAUAUAUAAUAUACACAUGUCAUUUUGUCUGAUUGUUUGUAAUAUUAUUCUUUAGAUGUGUAAUGAAAAGAUACUAUAUUUGGAUU